Mycena citricolor is the source of this 3272-nucleotide messenger RNA. The record is from the annotation of a GenBank genome assembly. NCBI's taxonomy places the organism in Eukaryota, Fungi, Basidiomycota, Agaricomycetes, Agaricales, Mycenaceae.
GUCCUUGGCUUUCGACUGACAAAUUCUUCUACUGCUCUACUGUACGCGAAGACGGAGCAGGUGCGCCGGCCGCAGAUGGUGAUGGCGCUAGUGCUGGGCUAGCUAUGAAUUAUUUCAUAGCAUAGCAAUUCAUAGCAUAUUUUUAGCAUGCUAAAUAUCAACCUAGCCAGUCGGGAGGCUGAACCACGUGCUAUGAAUUGCUAAUAAUCAAUUUUCGAUCCUAUGAUAACGCAGUGAUAACUUGGUGAUAAGGAGCUGAAUCUACAUCAAUUAGAAGUCUGACAAUCACUGUCAGAAAUGACACUCCGGAACAAGGCGGAGAAUCUUUUUUCUGUAUACUUCUCGUCAUGCCGUUGCCUCCAGAAGCUCUCGGAGCACUGGUGAUAGCUCGCAGAGCUUACAUUGAGAGCGAAGAUUUCAGUAUUCCGGAUUUCAUAAAAGCUAUCGAGCUUCACACGGAAGAGAAGAGUGAAGAACGCACAGCAUGGUUCUCACACGUGGAUGUUCUCACCGAUGCGAUGGAGAACGGGACAGAUCUGCCUCCAGUUCCCGGUGUGAUUGACACCCCAAAGCCCAAAAAACGCGCGACAAAGAAGGCACCAGUCCCAACUGCCACAAGCCUAUCGGACGCUUUGUCGGGGACCAACGCGGCCCAGAAGCGCACCCAGAUUCGCGCGCAACGCAUCUUGGAUGACCAAGGUGCUGCACCUGUAGGAGAAACCGGUCCAUCACGAGGGAAGAACGUGAAGAAGUCUAAAGGUGCAGGAGCGCCGCGCGACACAUUGGUCGACGAUUUGGUCAUCGAAGAGAUUGAGCUGCAGCCCCAGGGCGUAGGGAAGGAGCCGAAGAAGAAGAUAUGGAUCUACUGCGUUGCUUGUGACAAUGUAACACCAUUCCGGAACCCAAAGCGUAGCCGGAAACACGCGCUGGAGUGCGAGGUAAGUGUAUUCACGUUGGUGGCUGGUUCCGUUCUGAUCUACUUGUUCUUUGAGAUGUUGAAGCAGACAUUUCCGAACCUCUACAAACGAGUCUGCGAAGACAAUGCCAGCAGAGCGACGGGAAGCCUUCCUCGCGUCCGUACAAAGAGCAAGGUAGCUGCGGUCUCGCCGGUUGCCGCUCCUGGAUUGAGUGAAGACACGCCAAUGGAGGUCGAUUCCGGGUCGGAAGCUACAAGCGAUGACGAGGAUGUCAACGAAGAUGCGGCUCCAUCUAACAAGGGCACGAUAAAGGAGUAUUUCGAGCCUGUGAAGAUGACCGAAGUACGUCAGGCGGCAAUCGACCUUGCUCUCUUCCAAGCCGUCAUCUGUUGUGCGCUCCCCUUCUCCUUCGUUGAGAAUCCGUGGCUCGUCAACCUCCUCCUUGUUAUGGUCCCCAACUACGUCACUCCUGAGCGCAGCGCGUUCUUCACUCGACAGAUUGCAGAUCAAGUCGCACUGUUCGUUGUGCAGCUCAAGGCAUUCCUGUUGCACCGGUACUUUCUCACUUUAUCGCUGGACGGAUGGAGCAGUCGAGGGAAGGAUGAAAUCUAUACGUUCCACACAACACUCCCCAGUCGGCGUUCCAUCUUCACCCUUGGCCACGUCUUCAAAGGGGUUUCUGUGACUGCCGAAGCCCUGUUUACUGUCGUGAAGGUGCAGAUCUUUGGCGUCUAUGGUGUGCACGCCUAUAGUGCCGUUGUUGGUGAUGGUGGAAGUAAUGUCCGUGCAUUGAAGAGAGAUAUUGCGCACGAGUUCGCUUGGAUCCUGAACAUCUAUGACCCCUGUCAUCUCCUCAAUCUCUUCCUGAAGGACAUUGGCAAGCUCUUCAAAGUGGAAUUGAGCAUUGUAUCAGGCAUCUCGAACUACUUUUCCCACUCAAACGCAGCCACAUAUGCAUUGUCCGUUGAGCGCAAGGCUCGUGGUAUCAAGGGUGGGAUGAAGUCAGCGUCUGACACUCGAUUUGGCACGUCCUUCAUCCAAUCUGUUGCUCUCCGUCUCUGUUUCCCGGCUAUUGUUGCAUGCAUUCAGGCCGGUACUAUCGCAUUCACUACCAAAGCGACCAAACGCUUCAUUCCUUAUUUCGAUCCUGACCAUCUCGAAUACCCAGGGUUUCAAUCGAGACUCUCUGCACUUAUCCAGCUCCUCGAGGCUGGUGCCAAUGGAAUCACGACAUUGGAAGGCCAGAAUGUGACCUGCGCCGAUGUGUUCUAUGUCUGGGUCACCAUUGCCUGGCAUCUCGAACGGCUCGUCGGCAGCACAACGAAGGGCUUUUCAAAAUAUCGCUCACAGAUUAUCACCAUUUAUAAUGCUCGCUUUGAGCAGAUGAUGACCGAAUCAUCACACAACCUCUUCCUUCUUGCAUACUACCUUCAUCCCCUCUAUUUCACGCACGGCGGCUUGAAGCUUUUCCUUCCGGAUCUCCGUGAAGGGGAAAAAUACUCGAGUGACAAGUGGACGGAUCUAUUCCGCACCCUCCGUCUCUCUGCUCGAGCGAUUCUGCAUGGAGAGCAGCUUCGCUGCAACAUGGAAUCAAAAUCUGAAGCGAGCCGACUAACUCAACAGCUCGUUCGAUGGUUGUGUGGUCAUGCUCCCUUCCAUAAACGGGCCUAUAUCACUCGUGAUGACAAGCCAUUAGACUACUGGAAGGCCGUGAAGAAGGACUCAAAUGCAGAUGUUCUUGCGACUGUCGCAAUCAUCCUCUUCUCGAUCUCACCUUCUGAGAUAUGCGACGAACGGACAGCAUCCCUUCUGGGAUGGAUGAACGCUGCUCGUCGGAGCUCUAUGACCGCCGAGAACCUUGUUCAUUCUGCUCAACUUUCACAGUGGUACAAGCACGGUCUGUCCGAGGGCAACUACCAGCACACAUCGACUGCAAACAUUCGUGUUUCCAAUGUCGACUUGUCCACUGAGACCACCGUCACACUCUCUGCACCCACCCUCAUGGAUUUGUUGAACGACCAGAAUGUAGAUCCGACUGUAGAAGACCAGGAAGCGCUCGAGAAGAUGCUCUUUGAGCAGGAAGACCCGUUUGAUCUUGACGAAUGCGACCGUGUUGAUAGCACUGUCAAUUCUGAGCCCGCUCAUGUGGCCCCCACCCAGACUCCUUUCAUCACUCGAAUGUCGACUCGCUGGGCUGUCACCGACUUUGUUCGUCUUGACAGUCCUGCUCUCGGCAAGCUCAUUAUUCCGAGCGCAUCCCCGGAGGUUGCUUCCGUACGCCCCAAGAGUCCGGAGGUCAGCGAGCAUACCGCUGUGAAUCAGCCCUGGGAUCCAAAUGCUGAAGACGACGACUAG